Molecule: messenger RNA, 711 nt
Organism: Nothoprocta perdicaria
Lineage: Eukaryota; Metazoa; Chordata; Aves; Tinamiformes; Tinamidae
Gene: TMIE
Product: transmembrane inner ear
Exons: 4
Coding region: 1-711 (236 amino acids)
Source: RefSeq, a predicted model, not a curated record
AUGGCGUGGGAUCUGCACUCGCAGCAUCCUCCCUCCUGGGUGAAGUGUUCCUCACUCUUCGUGUCGUGCUCCAGAGCUGCCCUGGGACAGCUAAUCGAGGCCACCACAGAACCCCCCAAAAAGAAGCCGGACCCUGUGACUUCAGAGACGGUGGUGAUCUGGGGCCUGCGUCUCUGGCAGGUGAUUGGAAUCUUUGCCAUCUUUGUCCUGGCAGUCAUUAUUACCCUGUGCUGUAUCUUCAAGUGCCGGAUUCCCCGGACAAAGAAGGAGAUAGAGGCACGAUACGCUCAACGGCAAGCAGCCAAAACGUAUGCAGACAAACUAGAGACAGUGCCACCACUCAAUGAGCUCACGGAGAUCCCUGGAGCUCAGGUGGCAGAAGAAAAAAAAGAAGAAGUUCCCACUGUAUCUGGAAAAGUGGACAAGUCACAGGGCAAGAAAGAUGGCUCCAAAGACUCCAAGAAGAAGGAUGGCGAAAAGGACCAGAAAGAAGGAUCCAAAAAGGAAGGGAAGGAUGGGGCCAAGAAGAAAGAAGGAGAAAAAGGCGCUGGUGACAAGAAACAAGGUGGUGGAAAGAAAGGUGAAAAAGAAGCGGAAGCGGCAAAGUCAGGAGGAAGCACCAAAACUAAUGGCAAAGCUGGUGGGAAUGCCAGCACCAAAACCAAUGGCAAAGCUGGUGGGAAUGCCAAAGCUGCAGCAAAGAAGAAGUGA